GUUGAGUUUUGAGUUUUACCGUGUACUGUGUGUCUUAAAGUAGCGGUAGUUAAUUAGUUUAUGUAGUCAUAAUUAAAACAAUACAUUUAAACGGGUAGAUUCAGAACCACCGGAUUAAGACAAUCCGUCUGGUUCUGGUUCCGCUAAACGCGAACCUACAGACUUAACACCUAGCAUUCAUAAAAAAGUAGAUCAUAAGGACGCCAUUAGCAUCAUAACAAAAUAUUUAUUUAUACCCACACUGAUUUUUAGAAAAGAAAAUAAAUAUGCAGAUUUGCCUUUCAUAAUCAAUCUUAACAUUAUUCUAUCUAGUAUCUCGCCUCCUUUUAUUGUAAUUGGGGACUUCAAUAGCCACAGGUUUUUCAAAUUCAGUGUAGUUUGAAGUAGUAGGGUUGAAGGACAUAUUUCCUCUUGUGGCCAGUUUGACUAGCUUCUGCUGGCAUAUCAUCAAGUUCCUCGUACAUAUGUGUUUGCUCUCUUGUUGGAGUGAAAUAGAGCAAAGAAUUUCCUAUCUCAGCUUUGAACUCCAAAUAAUCCAGUGUCCUUUUUAGAAGUCUUCAGCGUUAGGGGUUCUUUCUGGUACACCAACCAUCCUGCAGCUGCUGCAAAAUUGAAUAAAUGGAAUAUCAAUCGAACUCUCCAUUUUUUUUAGCUUGCCCUUAUUCUAUAAAAGGUAAUAGUUACUAAAACAUUUCCUGUUAAGCCAUUACUGUUUUACCUAAAAAUAAUGAAAUUAUAAAAAUUUAAAGCUUAAAAGAUGAUUUCAAAGUUCACAAAAUAUGAAAUGUAAAAAUCUAAUAAUAUUAUAUGAUAUUAUUUCACGGAUUUGUUUUACAUGACAAUAAUAAAAAUAAUAUAAAACAUUUAUUGAAUAUAAGUGAAUAUAAAAUUUUCUUGUGCCCAACAAUUGCUUAAAGUGUAACUUAGUUUAUAAUAUUGUAUUAUAAUUGCAUUUUCUUGUUACUAUAAUGAAAAUAACAAAUAAAUUGUUAAUGUUAAGUAUCUGAUACUAAAUUUCAAUUUAAUCUUAUAUUAAAUACAGAAUAUUAAACACUUAAGUAAAAAAAAAUACAAUAGCAAAACAACAUGAAAAAAAAAUCUCAAAAUGAUAUUUGAAUAGAAUUAAAAAUCACACUGGUGCGAUGUUACCUUCAAUAUUCUUUAUUCUUUCCGGCUUUAUCUUCUUGGCUGAGGCUCACUGGGCUACAAUUUCUUCUAUUCUUUGUAAAUUAUAUGCUCGUUAGAAUAUUUAUUUUCAUACGUUUGUUAUUUUCUAUAUAUUUUACUUUAAAAAAGAUCAUUAGUAGAUCUUUUAGUAACUUCCUAAAAAAAAUUAAAUUUUGGGCUUUUCCCAUAUUCACAUUUAAUUUUGCUUUUCGUCAAAUCCAGUAUAAUUGUGUCAAUUCCAGUGAAUUACAGUUAAUUAUUUUUUAAUUUAAAUUAUCUGCACGCCUAGGAGUUGCGCUUACAUUGUUGCAGCGCACUGCUUGGCAGGGUCGCCAUAUCCCUUGGGAGGGUGUUAAUGAUAAGCAUGUUGAUCUGUCUUUAUUAAGACUACUCUAAUUGAUUAUUUUUCCUAUCUAUUAAUAAAUGUCUUUAAUGAGUUCUAUAAUAUAAUCUUUACAUCUUGAAUAAUGGGUCUCCCACCCGUGUUAUCUACCCUUCCCAGAGUCCUUAUGUUGUUGUCGAUCUGUCUCUCUGCUCUGCUAAUUUAGCCGCAAGUAUCAAUUAGAGCACUCUAUCGUCUACCUUUGGAAGUGUUCACUUUCCGCUUCUUACCUCAGUCCAGUAGAAGCCUCUCCACUAGGAAUAAAUCUUCCAUUUCCAAGUUUAACAUGUCGAAAUCCAACUAGGAUGCAUAUUUUUCUGAAAUCGAUUUAGUGUUGUUUGGUGUAAGAUGCAGUCUUAAGCUGUGUUUAGUAUUAGUUAUUUCCUCUUUUUUAACAACUUGGUAUUGCUUACGGACUGGAUAUUUCUACUGCAUUGACCAACUGGGCACUCAAUGCAGUCGUUGGAUUUUCUACUGCUAAGCACGAUACCGGCAUUUAUUAUGGAUUUUGGCUUUUCAGAUAAUAAAAACGACUACUUCUACAUUAGACUACGAAAUGCCUACGAAAUUGUGUUAUUUUGGCUGUAAGCUGGAUGUGCCUAUGCAUCGUUUUCCAAAACCUAACUAUAAUAACGAAGUUAGAUUUAAUAUGUGGUUGGCAGUUUUGUCCGUUGAAACAAAACUAAAAGGAACUUCAUAUAUCUUAGGAAAUCUCUACAUAAGUGACAGACAUUUUGAACAAAAUUUUCGCAUGGUUGGGAAAAGACUUACUGCUAACAGUUAUCCUUCUUUAAAUUUAUCUCAACAGUAUAGAGAUUUGGAUAGUGACAACUCGGGAACUGCAAGUUCUGCUGAAGGAACGGUAUCAACUGUUUCUUCAGUGAUUAAUAUUCAAACUCAAAUUUCACAUGCUACUGGAGCAUUUCCACCAAAGGUGAGCCCACCAAGUCCACUUUCAGCGGCAGAACGUUAUGAGGAAUUGAUAAAAAGUUCUUUGGGUGAUGAACCACUUUUAAACGCAUGUGCAAUAAAAGAGAGCCCACCGAGAACUCCAGUUUCAACAGCAGAUUAUAAUAAAAUAUUCAUAAGUGAUACUUUGGAUAAUGAACCACAUUUUAACGCUUCAACAUCACAAAUGGACCCAUUGGAUGUUGGAUUAAAGGAAGAUGUUUCUGCAAAAAUUGAUCCAGAAGACAUAGAAAUAGCUACUACAUUCUCGUGCAUAGGUAUCCGUAACUCGGACCUUAUGAGUGAUGAACAGAUGCAGUCCGUCCAUUAUGCACUCAAUCGAGCCAUCAUGAAGAUAGGGCGUAAGGAAGCAGGACCACGGUUUACUGGCUUCAUUCACAUGCAAGGCUGGAUUCUGGUCAACUGUGCCAACCAGGUUAGCCAGGACUGGAUUGUUCAGAAAAUUGACAACCUGAAACCCUGGCCACAGGCUGAGCUCUCUGUAAUACCGGAGGAUGAAUUACCUCAGGUUCAAGUUGGGACCAUAUUUGUACCUCGCAGCGAAGCGGAAUCUCCCGAAGAGGGUUUUCAGCUACUAAGGGCACAGAAUGAUGGUCUCAACACUGAGCUCUGGACAAUCCUUCAAUGUCGUGACCAGGUGCACGGGUUUUUAGUGACCUUGUCCCUUGACAAUCCAUCAGCGGAUGCCAUCCGAAAGAAAGGUUGCAUAGUUGCUCUUGGCUUCAAAUUUGUGACCUUCAAAAUUUAUGGAAAAUCUUACAUAAAAUAUGAAUCAGAUCUAAACCGUUAUUAAGCUCGAAUUGACGAAGCGCUCUACUGUUUGUGUUUAGAAGAGGGGAAGGAAAAGUAAAAGGAAAUGGACAAGGAAGGGUCAAAACCACAAUAGGACGUCUAUCCUUAGUGAAUAAAAUCCUUUCAUGUAAUAUUCAUGUACCCAUAGUGUAUUGUUACUCGUAUCUUUGGGGUGUAACUAUACUAAAAUAAUAUAGAUCUCGUGGUAAGUACUGCAGGCAAGUCUUGUAUAAAUUAUAAACACAUUGUAUGUAGUAGAGUCACACUGCUGCUAUAUUAUGGUUGUAGCACGAAUGGGUCAGUUCGACCGGAGUGACCGUGACCGUGCUUUCUCAGAAUACCAGUGUAAAAAAAAUGCGUUUUUCGUAUGCUGAGAGACCACCAGAGACCUUUUUUUACUGGAAUAGAGGCAUAUCAUAUUAACCGAUUCAGUGCGGAUGGUACGCCAGGCGUGCCAUCGAUUAUUUUUGUGUGGCGUAUGACAUGCGAGUCGUGUCUUGUUAAACUCGCACAAAUUGCGUUUUUGGAACAUUUAUGCAGAACAAAAUAUUCAUUAUUUUGCAAGUAGUUCAUGCCUACAGCUUCGUUUCUGGAUAUUUUGAGAAUUUGAAAUUUUUAGAGGUUGAAAACCUUUUUUUAAUUUGUACAUGGUACUCUUUACUGUGUGGGUUUUUUUAAAAAUCAUGUUGUGGAAAAAGUCUAAUAAGUAACAAAUAGCAAUCAUUGCGAUCGCUCACAAAUUCAAGUUGUAAAUAAGUUUCUGGAAAACAAGUCUCCUGUUAAAAAAAAAAACAAUGCGUUUGUCUUAUUGUUUAAUUUUGCUUAAAAUGGUUGAACUGCCGUCUUAUUACUAUCAUAUAGCCGAAUAGACCUACGAAGUACCAUGUUCUCUUGUGAUAUGGUAUAAGGUUUAUUUUUGCUUGAAACAGUUCGAACCCUAAUAUAAAAAAAGUUAGCAUAAAAUUGUAUUUUGUCCAUGUCCACGUCUUUAGCCCGCCGUACAGCGCCGGCGCAUCUAGCUAUUGUUUUUUUUCCUUUAGAAAACACUUUUGUUUUGCUAUUCUUACUAAUUAGACGUUUUCAGAUCGACUUUACUUUUACGUUUUUUUAACGGUAAAUAAUAUUAUAAAAUUUGUAAAUAUCAAUGAAACAUAAACCUUAUUUUUUCUAAAUUAUGGUUCUUGAUCGUUUGAUAUUUACAAACGUUAUUAUUAGGUGAAAAUUUAAUUUAAUAAAAACCAUAGUUCUUCAGGAUGACUUAGCUGUACCUAUUUAUGUAAAUGUUUUU
Messenger RNA from Parnassius mnemosyne (clouded apollo), 4598 nucleotides. The record is from the annotation of a GenBank genome assembly. NCBI's taxonomy places the organism in Eukaryota, Metazoa, Arthropoda, Insecta, Lepidoptera, Papilionidae.